Bufo bufo (common toad) is the source of this 1384-nucleotide messenger RNA. It is a transcript of the gene KCNIP3, whose product is annotated as potassium voltage-gated channel interacting protein 3. The record is from RefSeq and is a predicted model, not a curated record. Gene Ontology annotation, molecular function: potassium channel regulator activity; calcium ion binding; DNA-binding transcription repressor activity, RNA polymerase II-specific. Lineage: Eukaryota; Metazoa; Chordata; Amphibia; Anura; Bufonidae. Gene Ontology annotation, cellular component: nucleus; voltage-gated potassium channel complex. Gene Ontology annotation, biological process: negative regulation of transcription by RNA polymerase II; regulation of potassium ion transmembrane transport.
AUGUCAGAUACUAUUGUCAUUGUCUUUCAGAAUGAUGUCAAGGAGAAUGAUGGAAGCUUAUUUGGUGAACCUGGUCAAACUACCCCUGAGAAGAAGGAUGGUGUGAAGUGGCAGAAGCCUCGCUUGACCCCCAAGACUCUGAUGAAAUGUUGUCUAGAAUGGAUAUUGUCCAGUACAUCAACACAAGCUCCAGAUAGCAGUGACAGUGAGCUGGAGCUAUCAACAGUACGUCACCAGCCAGAGGGACUGGAGCAGCUUCAAGCUGUCACCAAAUUCACAAAAAAGGAGCUUCAAUCUUUAUACAGAGGAUUUAAAAAUGAGUGUCCUAGUGGUUUGGUGGAUGAAGAAACCUUUAAGCUGAUCUACUCACAGUUCUUCCCUCAAGGAGAUGCCACCAUGUAUGCACACUUUCUGUUUAAUGCCUUUGACUUGGAAAGAACUGGUGCCAUUCGGUUUGAGGAUUUUGUGGUCGGGCUGUCUAUUCUACUACGAGGGACUGUCCAUGAAAAAUUAAAAUGGGCUUUUAACCUGUAUGAUAUAAAUAAGGAUGGAUACAUUACCAAGGAGGAGAUGCUGGCAAUAAUGAAAUCCAUCUAUGACAUGAUGGGACGUUACACAUACCCCAUGCUACGAGAUGACGCCCCAAACGAGCAUGUGGAGAGGUUCUUCCAGAAGAUGGACCGAAAUCAUGAUGGAGUAGUAACCAUCGAUGAAUUUUUGGAGACUUGUCAAAAGGAUGAGAACAUUAUGAAGUCCAUGCAGCUCUUUGAAAAUGUGAUCUAGAAGAAGAUAUUGCAUUCCACCCAUGCCAGCACUAGCAAGGACCCAUCCGAAAGAGUAUGCCCGAGACUGGAUCACAUCCACCGCCCUCCUUCCUCCACCAACAGUCCAUGGAUGGUGUAAUCUCUCUCCCAGGGAACAGACAAUCCUACUUACUGCCUGCCUGUUUGCACUGAUCCCUUCCUAUUCCUCACCAUAACAAACUCACCUUUCUAAGGACUGUUUUGUAUUAUUACUGAAAAAAGCACAUUUAUCUCUGCAAGAGCCAGGAUUCUUAAAUCAGGGAUUUUUACAGAAAGCCACUCUUGCCUGUAUCAGAUGUGGGAACAAACGAAUCAAUUCCCCCACCCCCCACAGAAACCAAGAGAUAUGUUUGAUGGUUUGAAAAACAAUACAGUUAAUUAUAUGCAGAUAUCUGCGUUAUGUGCUUCCUGAAAACCUGCCAAAUCCACUCAACACCUCAGCGCUAUGUUAGCUGAAAGUAAUAUGAUGGCCUCUUUCUCUGCCGGUUGGUGGCACUGGAAGAGUUUUCACCAGGUACAGAUAUCAUGGUUGUUAUAUUUAAGCCUUCCAUUAUGUUUUUCUUCUAAUUACAAGUAUUUGA